AUGGCCACUAAUCAGCAGCAAAUCACCCUCAAUGUCUAUGUGAACAAGAUGAAGAACUGCGUUGCUUUUGUCGAAUCGGACUUGGAUUUCGUAGAUGUUCUCUUCAGCUUUCUCACGCUGCCUGUCGGCACCAUUGUCCGUCUUCUGAAAAAACAGUCGUCGUUGGGUUGCUUCGAUAAGCUUUACCAAGGCGUUGAUAACAAAUACCUUGCGACCGCAGCGUGCAGAUUGAUGUUGACGAAGCCGGUGAACUCAUCUCGAGUUAAAUGCCAGAAGCUAAAGAUUAAUAUCGAUGAAAUUGGAAAGUUAUUCACAUGCGCAUCCAAAAUUUGCUCAUAUCGUGCGCUCAGCUAUUAUUCAAGCCUCGAACAUUGUCGUUGUGGUCAUCACAUGGACAGGAAAAUUAGCUACGAUCUGAAUCGAGAUUAUGUUAAUUACGAAGAGUGUCGUGGCGUAUUCAUCAAGGGGAAUAAAUUUCUUGUUACUGAUUCGCUUUUGGUAGAAUCUCUUGAGCACGCCAAGUCGUCUUUUGUCGGUCCCUAUGGUGUCUGGAACGGCCUCGAAGAGAGAUCGAUAACAAUCGAACAAGCACAGGUUUUGCAAAUUCUUAAAAGAUCUCUCAUUUCCGACACUCCACUGACUGAUGUUUUAUUGCGCAAUGAGGAAGAUAUCCCCCCUAGGCUUUCAGUUCCUCCUCCUGUGGUAAAAACAGUCGCAAUCAAGGCGUCUGACAAGGAGAAUAAGAUCUACAAAAUCAAGUUGGCCCUUGUGGGGAACAGGGUGAUGUAUGCUGAAGCUGGCCAGGACUUUGUCGAUGUUAUUUUAAGUUUCCUCACGUUUCCGUUGGGUGCUUUGAAGAAGCAUUUGGGUAGUCGAUUCAAGAUUGCAUGCCUCAAUAACUUGUACGGCAGUGCUGAGCGUUUGGCUUCCUCAGGUUUCGUGGUUGAAGGCUGCGAAGAGAACCUGCUUAAUCCCAAGCUCGCACCGUAUUUCAACUGCAAGCAUCAAGUCAUUGGAGUAGAAGUGGAUAAGGAACCACUCUACUUCGCAUGUGACUACCGCUGCAGACUAAGCGCAAAGAGGUACAACUGCUACUCACCUGGCCAUUCGGGUAUUAAGGCAAAACGGGCACUGCUUAUAGAUCCCAAAACAUCAACCGAGGGAUUAAAUUUUUCUGAGGGAAGCUUCUGCAAACAAAUAACGUACAUGGUUAGCGACGAACUGGUAGUCACCCCGUUCUCCUUCACACCAGUCUUUUCACUUCACAGGAAUAUCUCUGAACCAGUCAAGAUGGUAGAGUUGGGCAUAGAUAAAGAAGAGGUUCUUGAUUUGCUUGAUGCUGCUUUGUCUUCGAGCACAGCGCUGACAGAUGCAUUUUUUGAUAGAGCUAAUGCUGCGCUCGGUUAA
Messenger RNA from Zingiber officinale, 1407 nucleotides. RefSeq lists its product as uncharacterized. The record is from RefSeq and is a predicted model, not a curated record. The coding region runs from base 1 to 1407 and encodes 468 amino acids. NCBI's taxonomy places the organism in Eukaryota, Viridiplantae, Streptophyta, Magnoliopsida, Zingiberales, Zingiberaceae. The transcript is spliced from 3 exons.